AUGAGAGUAAACGCGGUUGGGAAGUUGAUGGAAGAGAUGAACAAACCGGUAGCCCCCAGAAGAUCAAUCUCGAAAAGCAAUGCAGUGGAUGAGACAGAGCAGGUGAAGUCGCGUCGUUUCUUGGGCAGGGAUAAGUAUGAGCACAGCCGGAGGAAAGGACAUGGAACCGAGACAUGCAACACUCCCAAGUUGCAGAAGAUAAAAACGAAAGCCUGUGAAGCAAAGAACGGAAUGCUAAUAAAAGACAUUCCACUCGAUCAAGUGACGAGCAGCUCGCUCAAAGGGAUCCGCAAGAAAGGUAGUGGCAGGGUAGACGAUCAGAUGCUCGAGCUGUGGGAGACUGCUGAGGACCUAACAAUAGGAGAGUCGCUUAGGAGGUCGUUUAAGAUAACUGACAAGGACAUAGUGUACGAUGAGUUUGAGAACGUGAGACGUCUCUCUGAUCCCCCCUUCACGGAUUCAGACGUGGAGAAGGAGCUUCGCGUGGAUAAGUGGGAGGUCUCGAGAAGCAGCAGCAGUUCUGAGCUGAACCGAGAAAUGAGUGGUAGGAGAGUCUUGGAGAGGCUCGCCUCUGAUGCCCAGAAACUCGAGAGCCUUCAGAUGACAGUGCUAAACCUGAGAGGCAAGCUGGAGACAAACAGAAAGGGUUAUAGAAAGGUCAAGAACGUUGAUCUUGAAACAGUUCAAGAACAGCUGGUGGAAGCAGAGGAAACAGUGGCGAGUCUAGUGGAUUUGAACGGCCGGCUUGUUAGGAGCAUCGAAGAAUGCCAUUCCCCGGACAGGAAGAAAGAGGGUGUGAAGACGCGGAGAAGGAAGGUGGCAGAGCAGGCGCGAAAGGGGUCUGAGAGGAUCGGAAGGCUGCAGCUGGAGCUUCAGAAGAUACAGUACAUGUUGUUGAAGAUGGAGGAUGAGAAGAAGAGGAACAAGUUUCUCAAGAGCAAAACUGUCAUUCUGAGAGACUUCAUCAUCUACAACGGGAGGAAAAGCAGCGGGAGACGCAAGAAGGGCCCUCUGUGUGGGUGUUUUAGGCCUUCAGGUAGUAGGAAUGGAAGCAGCCCUUAA
Messenger RNA from Salvia hispanica, 1062 nucleotides. Lineage: Eukaryota; Viridiplantae; Streptophyta; Magnoliopsida; Lamiales; Lamiaceae. The record is from RefSeq and is a predicted model, not a curated record.